AUGCGUUGGUUGCUCGAACUCGUUGGCUCGUAUUUUACCGAUCUGGCCCUUCGCCUCUAUCACGAGAAAGCGCUGAUACUAACGGAGCACUUGGAGCUGGUUGAGUUGUCACUGCAAUCGGCCAAGCAGCUGCAGCUACUCAUUAUCAGUGGUACUAACUACCACCUGGAAGAGCUCACCAUUAUGGAUUCCAGGCUAGAUACUAUUCCGCGCAGUAUCGCUAAUCUGACGUCGCUGCGUUCUUUGGAACUCAGGCAAAGCAAGCUACGCGUACUUGACCUAGGAAUUUUCUGUCCACUGACCAACCUGGAGUCGCUGGAAAUGGAAGUGAGUGACAUUUCAACGCUGCGACCCGCCAAUCCGAGUGCAAUGAGCAGUGUUAAAAUACUGCGCCUCUCAUCUAACCGACUCACCAGCUUUGACGCAGCCCAUCUGGUAUCGUUUCAAUUCCUGCAAGAAUUGUAUCUUUCCCGUAAUCAGAUCGACACCUUCUUCACUGGUACUCCCAACUUGGAUACGUUGGUUCUUUCGAGUAACGGUCUCAAGUCUGUCGAUUUGAAAUACUUUGAAGAUUUUAAAAACCUGAAUACACUCGAUCUAUCAUACAACCGGCUGACAUCGGUACAAACGAGCCAAGCAACGCUGCUUCCGCGACUAGGACACCUAACGCUGGACAACAAUUUGUUGGACAAUAUUGACCCAACCAACUGGUACUUUCCUAGCUUAACGUCCGUAAGACUGGCGAAUAAUCGUUUGCAGGCUGUACCGAGCAGUAUAUACCGGAGCAAUGUUUCACGAACCAUUUCCAUUGACAUCUCUGGCAAUCCGAUUCGCUGCGGCUCGAUGGCCGAAUAUGUCGAUUACGUGUUACGCUUGGACAGCUUAUAUAGAACAUGCCGCAUCGAACACUGGGAUCUGGCAUCGGUGCGCAACCUGGAAAAGUUCCUUCCGAAUCCGUCUACCCGGUUCCUAUCCGUUCAAGUUCAACGGUUAACGACUGGCACCAUUCCGCUCACUUUUCUGCUGGUCAAUGUGUCACGAGUGGUCAACUCGGUGGUGUUUGGGACAUUCCACGAACCAAUGCUGUUGCUGCCCACCGCCAACAUGCUCCAUGAGUUGGUAUUGCAGAGGGCACCGAAUCUGCAGAACAUCACGGCGCAGCCUAACAUACACCUGAACCGGCUGGAGAUCAACGGUUGUCUGCUCUCGAUGGUACCUCCCUCUCUGCGUAACCUGUUAGCACUGAAGAUGCUUACGAUAAAGGAGUGCACCCUCAAGGUGCUCAAUCUAGCUCUGCUGGCUACCUUCCGUCGGCUGGAAAUGGUUUCAUUUGCGGCAAACCACAUUGCAAGUAUCCAACCUGCCGCUAGUACCAGUGCCACACUGACCAUCCAUGAGCUGGACCUAUCGGCAAACCGGCUGCAACGGUUAAUCGUAAAUCAGUUCGCGCCCCUACGGCAGCUGCGUAUCCUCAAUCUGCAGCAAAACCAAUUGCGUGCCAUCGAUAGCCAACCGCCCGGGGAUGUGACAACGCUACCAUAUUUGAACGUCCUAUUCCUCUCCAACAACAGACUGCAGACGGUGGAUCUCGGCCAACUGAAGACACCCAACCUGCAGCAUCUAGUACUGUCCUCCAACGAGCUCGCAAGUUUACCGAGCGCCCUAAAUAAUCUCACCAAGCUGGAAGUCCUUUCGCUUAAACAAAACGCGCUCGAUGCGUUCGAUUUCGCUGAGCUGCGCGAGCUACGUUCACUCCUUAGCCUCGAAAUAAGCGACAACCGUCUACAGCGCGUCUGGGCCGCACAUCCGGUCGAAUUGCCGAACCUUUCUACCUUGGUGCUGGCCAAUAAUGCGCUAAAGUUGCUCGAAUUGCAGCAGCUUACGGCACCCCGCCUCGCCUACAUAGAUCUAACCGGUAACCUACUGACGAUGAUACCGGCUGCCCUUGUGGAGGGUGAUCGAGCACUGCAGCUGCUGUCAUUGGUUGUGUCGGGCAAUCCGUUGACAUGCGCUACACUCGAGAGGUACAGAUCCUACAUCGAGCGGGGACAGCUGGAAACGCAGUGGCAGGUUUCGAAGACGGAGUUCUGCACGACGGAGCAGUUCUUUGUGCUAGACGAUAAGCGCAAGUCCUGCUGUAGUGCUUGA
Molecule: messenger RNA, 2148 nt
Organism: Anopheles darlingi
Lineage: Eukaryota; Metazoa; Arthropoda; Insecta; Diptera; Culicidae
Product: insulin-like growth factor-binding protein complex acid labile subunit
Exons: 3
Coding region: 1-2148 (715 amino acids)
Molecular function (GO): protein binding
Source: RefSeq, a predicted model, not a curated record